Gadus morhua (Atlantic cod) is the source of this 4576-nucleotide messenger RNA. Its product is annotated as E3 ubiquitin-protein ligase pellino homolog 2. The coding region runs from base 277 to 1596 and encodes 439 amino acids. Gene Ontology annotation, molecular function: protein binding; ubiquitin protein ligase activity. The transcript has 7 exons. NCBI's taxonomy places the organism in Eukaryota, Metazoa, Chordata, Actinopteri, Gadiformes, Gadidae. Gene Ontology annotation, biological process: regulation of Toll signaling pathway; protein polyubiquitination. The record is from RefSeq and is a predicted model, not a curated record.
GUUGUACCCUAUGCUACAGAACAGAUUUGUAGCGCGGGCCCUCAAUCGAUCUUACUGCACACAGUUAAACGUUACGAAAGAUGCUUCUUUUACAAACCAAAACAAUAAACCGAGGAGUUAGGAGUCAGAAAAGACACUGGCCCGUGCAUUAAACCUGACCGAGACUAUUUUAAAUAACUCAUUUGUAGUUUUUCGAGUGCCUGCCAUCUAUUAUUUCACUACUAUUGCCAUUAGACGCGUCUUUUUUUAUUUUUUCGAGCAGUCGGCGCCAGUCUGAUGAAUUCACCGAAUCAGGACGAGGAUGAUGUGCCCGUUAAAGACCCCAUCAAAUACGGAGAGCUGGUCAUCUUGGGGUACAAUGGCUCCCUGCCCACCGGCGACCGUGGUCGCAGGAAGAGCCACUUCGCUCUCUACCGACGGGCCAAGGCCAACGGCGUCAAGCCCAGCACCGUGCACAUCCUCACCACCCCACAGGACAGCAAGGCGGUCAACAGCAGGGGGCAGCACAGCAUCUCCUUCACGCUGUCUCGCAACCAGACAGUGGUGGUGGAGUAUUGCCAUGACAACAAUACAGACAUGUUCCAGAUCGGGCGUUCCACGGAGAGCCCCAUCGACUUCGUGGUGACGGACACGUCGGGCGGCGGCAAGGAGGGCGAGGACCCCUCGGUGGCCCCCAGCACCAUCUCCCGCUUCGCCUGCCGGGUGGUGUGCGAGCGCAGCCCGCCCUACACCGCCCGCAUCUACGCCGCCGGCUUCGACUCGUCCAAAAACAUCUUCCUGGGGGAGAAGGCCACCAAGUGGAAGAACCCCGACGGCCACAUGGACGGGCUGACCACCAACGGGGUGCUGGUGAUGCACCCCGACGGCUUCCCCGAGGACUCCCGCCAGGGCCUGUGGCGGGAGAUCUCCGUAUGCGGGGACGUGUACGCCCUGAGGGAGACCCGGUCCGGACCCACCCGCGGCACCCUGGCGGAGGGUGAGAGCAGCGCCCUGCGCGACGGCUCCCUGGUGGACCUGUGCGGGGCCACCCUGCUGUGGCGGACGGGCGAGGGGCUCCUGAGGGCCCCCACCAUCAGGCACCUGGAGGCCCUGCGGCAGGAGCUGAACGCGGCGCGGCCGCAGUGUCCCGUGGGCCUGAGCACCCUGGCCUUCCCCAGCCUGCCUCGAAGCCACAGACACGCAGUGACCCAAUCGCCUGUCGCUUCCAGCCUGGAGGAGCGCCAGCCCUGGGUAUACCUCACCUGCGGCCACGUGCACGGCCGCCACGACUGGGGCCAGCGCUCGGAGGGCCAGGAGGCGCCGCGGGACGGCGACGGUUCCUCGCUGGCGCGCCGCGAGUGCCCGCUGUGCCGCAGCGUGGGCCCCUACGUGCCGCUGUGGCUGGGCUGCGAGCCGGCCGUCUACGUGGACGCCGGCGCGCCCACGCACGCCUUGGUGCCGUGCGGCCACGUGUGCUCGGAGAGGACCGUCAGGUACUGGGCGGAGACGCCGCUGCCCCACGGCACGCACGCCUUCCGGCCCGUCUGCCCCUUCUGCUCCUCGGCGCUGGGGACGCCCGGCUGGACGCGCCUCAUCUUCCAGGGGCCCAUCGACUGAGGGGCCGCGGAGUACAGAGAGAGAGGGGGGGGGGGGACCGUCCACGCCUACCCACCCACCCGCCCGCCAACCCCACCCACCUCCACCACCCACCUCCACCACCCACUGCAGAAUGACGCCCCGAGCUACGGUCAGAGUUCGGAACCUUGGGUCCAAAACGUCGGAACCGAUUUGUCGGUUGGUCGGUUGUUAAUCGUAGAUUAAGGUUGUUUUUUUUCGGUUUGGUUCGUUUAGUGCUAAAUCGUUGCCGAUUGGUGUCAAGUGCUACAUUGACAGUGAUGUAAGCGUUUUCACCUCAAAUUUUAAUUGGAGUCUAUUACAGUCUAUUCGUCGUUAGUUCAACUUAACGAUUUUGCUCAAAUGGCUGGCACAAUGGUAAGUCUCUGAACGCAGCUCGGAGCUGAAGCUUCUCAAAGCCUGCCUCAACGUUUGCUGAUCUGUAUAGAACCAGGAUGGGUAACUCGCUCACACAGUCCUGUCCAGAGAGGUAUACACGACAAGGGGCGGACGUCCGAUCUAUGCAGAUUUCCAAACCCAUCACACACGAAGGCCGGGCUUUUAUGAAAACUCCUCGUCUGGGAAAAAAUCCACUUCAUCACUCUACAAAGCAAUAACAGCACUUCCAUGCAAUACUAGAUAAGCUAAACGUGAAGCCACACUUUUUCAACAAAGUGUGGAUUCAUCGAUCACUUUAGACAUAGCGAAAAAAAAAAAAAAAGUCUUGGGCCAAAGGGCUCAACCAGAGGUGUGUUCGAUAUCGAAGUUCGAUAGUUUUUUGUGUUUAGGGUUAGAACGUAAAGCAAAUCGGAAAAAAUAUUAGAAUUGAUUUUUACUUUUAUCUGAAAGUGUGAAUGCUGAUUUCAGACACGUUUUUUUGAAGCUGCUUGAAACAUGCAAGGAGGAGUUUGCGGGCACAGUCCAGGCCUCUGAUACGCUAGCUGGAAUGUGACGUGACGAAACGCAUGCGGUUUGUGGCUGCCAUUGCAACUCGGACACACCUCUGGUUGGUUGGUCGCCGAGUCACGAUAAAAACAGGGUCGACGUUAUUGUGUUGACGGACGGACGGACGGUCGAGACCACAUAUAACCUCAAAAAAGAAAAUACUUUUUUCUUUCUCCGUGUUUGAAAGAAAAUAAAAUAUUUUGUUAGGAAGCGGGGAGGGUUCCAUUUAGAGAUCUGGUAGGGGGGGGGUAUUUUAGAUGUUCAGUGUUGAAAAAAAACAAAUAUAUAACUAUUUUUCUAACUGGCCAACUGUUUUUGAGUUAACUGUUUUCUUUCAGUGUGCGGAAGUGUGUGUUUCAGAGUAUAACUGUGUGGUAGGUAUAUCUGGUGAGAGCUUCUGAGAGCAGGAAAAAAAUAUGUUAUUGCCAACACUGUGUCGAGAAAACACACACACACACACACACACACACACACACACACACACACACACACACACACACACACACACACACACACACAGAAAAACACACACACACACAAAGAAAAACACUCACACACCACAGACCGUAAAUGCAUUGCCCUGACAAUGAAUGUAGCCAAAUACACAAGGCUAUGUCUAGCCUUCCCAGGUGCUCAUAACGAAUUGUCUAUAUUGUGAUACUAUUUUUGUAAUUGAAUUUACGGUGUAGCUUGAUUGUGGUUAGCAUCAGAAGGUCCUCCUGUGUGUGCUUGUGUGUGUGAAUAGUUGGCUCCAUUAUAUAAAAAAAAAAAAAAAAAGAAAGGAAAAAAAAAAAGUUAAAGGAUGUUGUGAUAUUACGAAAGUCACGAAAUAAUGUCUCGCUUGCAUGUGAACGAACGUACACUCUGCUUCAAACGCUCAAAGACGGGGAGGCAAAGGACAGACUGUUAGGAGUUUCCACGGUGGACGGCCAAACUUGUAAGAUUCACACGGAAAGUAUUUUAGCCCCGGAGAAGUUCUACAGUCCAAGCUUUCUUCCAAGUGCUUUGUUCCUCGAAACAAUAAUAGCAAUUAUAUUAAUUUUUUGGUUUGAAACUAAGCAAUUUUCAAUGCAAAACGAGGGUGAUGUCAGCGGAAUGUUAAUGGUCACACAACACGAUGAACAGAGCGGGAAUCCCGUGUCGCUUCUUACAGAUGGAAACGCUUUGUUUUGGGCUGGGUUGUCGUCGUAGUGUUAGGUGCUGUUGUUCAGACUCUCUCGUAGUCUCGACUCUCUUUACAGGUAACUGGGGGGUGGACAGCAUUCCCCCCCUGCCCUGCCUCUAGCAUUCAACCAGGUCCAUAGAAAUGUCUAUUUUUUUCCUAAUGGUGUCUGAAAUGUAGGAAAAACAAUUCACAACGCCUGCAUUAGAAUAAAGAUCUGGUCCUACCGGAUCCUAUACUUCACAUACGGGUAGUAACACCGGAGGGACUUUACCGUAGUGGCUAGAGUGAAUCAACCUGAUGGGUUUAUUCUCUCUUCUACUCCUUAACGCAGCACGCAUCGACACCACUAGGGGGCAGCAGCGAGUCUGAAAACGUUGUGUAAAACAGUUUAAUGUGUUACCUUUGGCAUGUGGCAAAGAGGAGCAGACCUUCACAACAAUAUUCACGUUGUCCUUCUUUUUUGACAUUAAAUAAAGUUUGUAUUUUUUAUGAAAAAUCGUUAUUUUCUACCAGUCCUUAUUGGAUCGUUCCAUAUUAAACUGUGUUUUGGUUUAUUGUUCUUGUUCCUAGCAUAACGAAGUCCAAGCACUUCAGAGAAGUCAUAAUAGUGCGUAUCUCGAUUCAAGAUGGACACAUUAUUUUUAAUUAAAUAUUUGGGUAGUAUCUAUACUCUUUCUAGUUUUUUGCCAACUAGUUGACAUUGUCAUCCUGGGUAUUUUAUAUUUUUACUUCUUUACACCGUCAUUCACUUAAGUCACCAACAUUAUACCAUUACAUGGUAUUUGUUAUUUUUGUUUAUUUUAUAUAAUUUUCUGUAUUUCUCUGGUGCACAGACAAUCGCUAUACACAUGUCAAUAAACCUGUUAACCCAAA